Pleuronectes platessa (European plaice) is the source of this 5402-nucleotide messenger RNA. It is a transcript of the gene tada2b, whose product is annotated as transcriptional adaptor 2B. The record is from RefSeq and is a predicted model, not a curated record. Lineage: Eukaryota; Metazoa; Chordata; Actinopteri; Pleuronectiformes; Pleuronectidae. Gene Ontology annotation, molecular function: zinc ion binding; chromatin binding; transcription coactivator activity. The transcript has 2 exons. Gene Ontology annotation, biological process: regulation of transcription by RNA polymerase II; chromatin remodeling. Bases 16 to 1497 code for a protein of 493 amino acids. Gene Ontology annotation, cellular component: nucleus; SAGA-type complex.
CAGGAUCCAGGCAACAUGGCCGACCUGGGCAAGAAGUACUGCGUGAACUGCCUGGCAGACGUCACCAACCUGCGGCUCCGCUGCACCGACUGCCCCGACAUCGAGCUGUGCCCGGAGUGCUUCUCGGCGGGGGCGGAGAUCGGGAACCACCGGAGAUGGCACGGCUACCAGCAGGUCGACGGCGGCCGCUUCUCCCUCUGGGGUCCCGAGGCAGAGGGAGGAUGGACCAGCAGGGAAGAGCAGUCGCUCCUCGAUGCUAUCGAGCAGUACGGCUUUGGAAACUGGGAGGACAUGGCCGCUCACGUCGGAGCAUCACGUACUCCUCAGGAGGUCAUGGAACACUAUGUCACCAUGUACAUCCACGGAAACCUGGGUAAGGCCUGCAUCCCUGACAAUAUUCCCAACCGGGUCACCGACCACACCUGCCCCAGUGGGGGUCCCCUGUCACCCAGCCUGACCACCCCUCUCCCCCCACUGGAUAUCACCCUGGCUGAGCAGCAGCAGCUGGGCUACAUGCCGCUGCGGGACGAUUAUGAGAUUGAAUAUGACCAGGACGCAGAGAAGCUCAUCAGCGGCCUCUCUGUGAACUACGACGACGAGGACGUGGAGAUUGAGAUGAAACGCACCCACGUGGACAUGUAUGUGCGGAAGCUCAGAGAACGACAGAGACGUAAGAACAUUGCCCGAGACUACAACCUGGUGCCUGUGUUCCUUGGCCGAGACAAGAAAGACAAGGAGAAGGAGAAACCAGGAGCCCAGGGAGUCGUAGGCCCUGCUACUGGUGUGGGCGGGGUGGGAGCUGGCGGUGGCGCAAUUGGAUCAGGUUUGGCAACAGCAGCCGGAUCAGUCUCCGUUCCAAGUACACCCAAAAGAAAGAUCACCAAGGAAGAGAAGGACCAGCGAGUGAGGCUGCGGGGGCUGUGCCAGUUCAUGGCCCAUCGGGAGUUUGAAGACUUCUUUGAGAACAUGCAUAAAGAGCGCGGGUUGAGGGCCAAGGUGCGUGAGCUGCAGCGCUACCGUCGAAAUGGCAUCACCCGCCUGGAGGAGUCGGCCGAGUAUGAAGCCGCACGCCACAAACGGGAGAAACGCAAAGAGAACAAGAGUGUGGUCACCUCCAAACGGGGCAGCGGGGGAGGCGGCGGGCUUGGCUCGGGGAUGGGACUCGGAGGCGGAGCCGGAGGGGGAGGAGGCAUUGCUGGAGGGUUAGGGCUAGGAGGCGGGAUCAAAGAAGAAGGUAAGGAUGGCGAGUUUGCUGCCAUCGAGAAUCUCACAGGCUUUGAGCUGCUGUCGGACAGAGAGAAGGUGCUGUGCAACUCUCUCAACCUCAGCCCAGCUCGCUACCUGACUGUCAAAACCAUCAUCAUCAAAGAUCACCUGCAGAAACGGCAAGGCAUCCCCGCCAAGAGCCGGCUGCCCAGCUACCUGGACAAAGUCCUCAAGAAGCGCAUUCUCACCUUCCUCACAGAAAGCGGCUGGAUAUCCCGAGACGCCUCCUAGCAUACUGCUUUGGUCAGGAAGCUGAUAGCUGAUUGGCUAGACAAAACUACUGGGGUUCACCAUUUUUUGUAUUCAAAGGUGACUUUGUGAAUAUGUACAUUGCAAAGAAGGAGGAUGCUGAGAAAAACACUUAUUUUCAUACCAAGGCUGGAAAGAAAAAUAAGCCUUUAUUUUUGCAUUUGGAAAGGGACGGGUUGAAUAUGAAUCUGUGGGUUCACACUAGCUUUGUGUCGAUACUGUUGUUACACGAUGAUAUUGACACUGCUAACAAAUAUUAUGUCGUAGUGGAGAUAUUGAAGUGUUAUUGCAACAGCUACAUUGAAGAUGCCUAUGGAGACAUUUAAAAUCCAAUAUUACAUGUGCUGGAAGUGGAGCAUUUCACACCUUCAUUUAAAUUAAUCGCCAUUGUGGUUUGUGGUUUCUGUCAUCUUUGUUUCCUGUUUCACCAGUUAAAGCUGUAUUCUGUAAUUUUCCGCAAUAAGUAGAUUUUCUGAUAGAUUUUCCCAGAAGUUAUUAUUUUAUAGUCUCUUUCCUUCUUACUGGCAUCAAGGGAAAAGAAAAAGCAUAUCUUCCUUGGUUGUUAGUAUCAGGGCUCAACAAAUGCAUUAGCAUGAAGCUAAAAAAACCUCAUCAAAGAUUUAUCAAGUAUCGGUAUGAGGGGCAGGGGGGGGUCAUACAUUGGCCAGUAGAAACAAGAAGUGCCAAAGAUAUGUGAGGAGAUGAUGUGGAAGUCAGUGUUGCAUUACACAGUCUGUCAAUCAGAGAGCGCUGUCAAAUUCAUUUUUUCAAACUCAAAACUCUCCAUUCAGUGCAAGUGGUUCCUGAUCAAAAUAAUUCAUGCAAAUGAUAUGUUUGUAUUACAAAAUAAACGGUAGCAUCAGCUGAUGUAAUAUAAAGUAAAAAGCAAUUACACAAAUUCACGUAUCAAGAAUAAAGUCGAACUUUAAGAAUACAUCAAAGGAUAUGACUGCCUCUACACAACACCUUACGUGGAUUAAUUGGCUUCUAAAUGAGUUUUACUAACAAGGAAAUAUUUUUUCUUUCAGCCAUAGACACAGUUUGGUAAUCCGUAUUAGAUUUGAGAUGUAUGUCUGUUCAGGAGGAGAAACUACACAACCUUGGAAAGAUGGAACGCUGGCAGCUGCCAUAGACUGUAUAGACAUUUCAACUUUAAUUGUCAGAUUUUGACUUUAUUCUUAAAAAUCACACAAGAAAAAACGAUAUCGUCCGACUCAUUUUUCUUUUCUUAACCCGAGUAGUCUACUGUAAUAUACUUAAGAUGAGAAGCUGAUCAAAAAAAUAUCUUUUCAUCCUCAAAUUGAAAUGUCAAUUUUGCUCUCCCUCUCUUCUCACAAGGGUUCUCACAAAUGCAUUGACAAGGGACAGAUCUGUAAACACAUGGACUGGUUCAAAACAGCCCCUUUACUUACAAAGGAUCACAAUCUGAUCACAAGAGCUCACAGGAAACAUUUCAGGGCGCAUUUUAUUAUGAGGUUUGAAUAGGAGAAGCUGGAGCUGACAACUUGUGAUCAGAUCUCUCAGGAUGGAUGUACCAGGUGAUGAACAGGGCCUCACUGUCAUCAAAAGCCUGAUCUCAGUCCUCCACAAAACUAUCCAUCCAUCCAAUUACUAUAGCAAAGUUGAUAGCAUCAGUACAGCUCCAGCUCCCCCACCUGCAACCCCAAAAGGAUAAGCAGUAUAAUGGAUGGAUAGCUUUAACACGAAAUGUGUAUUAAUCCGCCACGGGAAAUAGUCCUCAAAGUUUCCUCCUCUUUGAUCAUUUGCCAAAAAAAGAAUAUUACGGGGAAAGAACAACUACAGCUGUUUUAAGAAAAUGUAAAUUUGCACAAAUGAUCAAUGAUUUUUAAGAACCACUUUCGUUUUACUUGGUUUGUCUUUAUCCUCAUGUUUUCUCUUUGCAGUAGAACCACGCAGCUACAGUCUGUGAUACACACUGAAGAUUGAGUAGAACAAGCUUCAUAGUGAUCAGCUCCAGCACAGGGAUACCUUUUACACUAGUGCCGCUGCAUAUUGUCCCAUUGCAGACAUGUUGUGUUGCAUUUGUCGACUGUCACCGGUUGGUUGAAAAGGCCGAGCAUUGUAUUGUUAAAAUAAUAUACUAUGUCUUAUUCUCCUGAAGCAAUGAUAACAACGAUGACAUUGAAGUGGCAGCUGAAGCUAUCUGAUCCUUGUCAUUCUCCAUGUGCCACCAAAUGUUCCAACGUGUUGUGUUUUGGUGGAAAUGUCUCAAAGGCAAAUAUGGCGAUCAGAAUUUGUGUUGUUGUUCCCAUUGGAGGGAAUGAUGUGUUUUGUAAAGGUGGAGGGUGGGGAGGGAGUUGCUCACUUCAUGUCACCAACUGUAAAUAAGUUUGUAAGAUAAAUAGAAAAAAAAAUGAAAGUAUAAUUGCUGACCUGUGAAAUGUACAGUAUUUUUGUCAUGGAAUUUUUUUUUAUAGUUUUUUGUAAUUAAAAAAAAAAUCGUCCGACAAAAGAAUAACUUUGUGAGGCUUUUGGUAUUGUGAUGCCGUUUGGCCUUUGAUCAUGAUACCGGUCUGAUAAUGUUGAGCUGUGUGUCCCGUCGCCUUGUUGUCGCACACGACGAGGUGUGUAUGGAGAUGUAUUAAAAGUGCCAAUACUUUAUUAUACUAAAUGGUCCUGUUUCAUCUUCAACACACAAUAGUCGAGGACUAGUUCAUCAAUCUGUAGCAGUGGACCAAGUCUGAGCAUUAUUUGAAUGAGGUCUUGUUGAUCAGUGUUUUCAGGAAUUAUGACAGAAAUUUCACUUUCAGUGAGUAGGGGAAACAGUACAAGUAGACAUGACCUGUGCCAAGUAAUUUAAUAAUUGUAAAUCAGAAAAACACAAACCCAACAAUGUGUUUUUGCAUGUUAUUAGAUUAUCCGUCUUUCCUUGCCAAGCUUAUUGGUUCCUACUGUGGACCCGGUCACACGUACACAAAUAUGUGGUAAGCCUUGUCCUGGUUAACCUCCAUUUAGCGAGGGAGUGAUUGCACAUUUGCUUCCUGUGGUGAAGCAAAUUUGCCGUGUGGCUUCGGUGGUGAACUUUGACCUGCAACAUUUUCCUGUUUUUAUAGAUUCACUCAAACAGGGGAAAAGUGCUUUUGGGAUAAGAUAUCGGGCUUUGGAUAAGAGCUAAUUGGUCAAAUAACUUAAUUCAUUUGGGGCUUUUCAUGGAAUUUGUAGUUGAUGUGCAGUUAUCAACCCAUUAUUUAAUGCUGAGUAAAACAAGUCCACUGUCAUGUCUUAUAAUUCUACUUAUGGCAGGCAAAGGUUCAUUAUUUUAGGACAAUGAAUAUGAUCAAGUGGUUUUAAUUUUUAUUUAUUUGAAGAUAAAAUGUGUAAAAGGAAAAAACAAGUCUUUCAGUUUAUUCUGAUACUGUGACAGUCUGGACAAAGGUCAAAAUACAUCAUUAGGUUGGUUUAUAGAUACAUGACUGCUUCAUUACUGCCCAACAAGACACAGGGACACUACUGUGACUGAGGCUGGCUUAACGGACCCUGGUACCAUCCAAAUGAACCAGAGAGGUCUUACCUACAUGGAAAGGCUGAGAAAGGCCUCCCUAAGUACACAGUCAAACUUCAACCUUUCUUCACAUCCUCAAGUAUUGUUUCUCAUUUUAUUCACACAAUUAAUUCAAAAACAAAAGUCCGGAAUGAUCCCAGCAGUUCAGACUCAGCCACGCGCUUUGUGGAUGUUUUAUCACCACCUCUCACCCCCAAAAUCUGCAAAUUCAAGGGGUUCAUGAUAAUUUUACUUUUAAUCAUACAGUUCAGAUUUGUUUUGAUUGGAGGAGACAUGAAAGCCUCUGUCUGUGACCGGGUUCAUUACUUUAAUGAUCUCUGACGGUAACUGCCUGAAAUGAGACAUGACUGCUGACUAACUGACA